Molecule: messenger RNA, 6561 nt
Organism: Austrofundulus limnaeus
Lineage: Eukaryota; Metazoa; Chordata; Actinopteri; Cyprinodontiformes; Rivulidae
Gene: cdh24b
Product: cadherin 24, type 2b
Exons: 14
Coding region: 597-5423 (1608 amino acids)
Biological process (GO): multicellular organism development; cell-cell junction assembly; homophilic cell-cell adhesion
Cellular component (GO): catenin complex; adherens junction; plasma membrane
Molecular function (GO): beta-catenin binding; calcium ion binding; cadherin binding
Source: RefSeq, a predicted model, not a curated record
GGAGGAGGAGRGAGGGAGAGGGAGAGCUUUUAUUUUUUCCCUUUUUUUUUUAAACCAUGAGUCUCGCUCUCACUGAGUGAGGAGGCAGAGUUGGAGCGUCAGAGAGGRGGAGAGAGACGGCGGAGGAUGACAGCGUUUGUCCUUCUUGGACUCAGUUUUGCCACCGGCUGACGGCAGCUCCAACAACUUCACAGCGAUCCGACAUUUAAAGAUCCAAACUUUCCCAUUGUGCUGUGUGUUUGACGAUCCAGUGGAUGCUUUCAAAAAGGCUACAAGUGAGACGCCUUUCCAAGGGUGUUCAAGUCUCCGUGGGAAACUGAAUGAGACGCUUCGUAAAAGACGUUGGGGGAAAAAAAUCACAGCUCAGGGAAGGCUUUUUGAGCUAGAGAGAGAUAUUAGACCGUGCUGGGGGGAAAAAAAGAGAAAAGGAGUGAUUGACACCUGCCCUCCAGCCUGGUGUGAAGGGCACAGCAUGGGAGAGUGAGAGGAGGGGAACGACAGGAAAGAAAACACCGGAGAGAAUGAAGACAACCAGAAAACAAGACCUGCCUUAUUACACACCUCGCUCAAAUUAGAACGUCUCGCUACAUGACAAGAUGAUUGCAAGAACUUUAGUUUUAUUGGUUAUCCUGUCUCUGUGGGAGGGGCUUUUGGGAGGCACCUCUGCCAGUAAGAUUGUACGCAGGAGAGGAGUGGGCGGAUCACACUUGGUGAAGCUAGGGGACAGCAGAUCUGCAGACCAAUGGGAUAAGGGCGAGGAUUCAAAUGCAACGCCUAUGGUGACUCUAAGAAACCUGGUCAAUCACGAACAGGCGAGUGCUGCUGGGUCACUGGCUUACUCCAAGAGUCAUCCUUCAUCAGUAUCCAACAAGGAGAGGCAGUCUUUCAAACCCAAGCGUGAGGUGGAUUCUGUCAGUAAAAAAGACAUGACUCCAUACAUAUUAUCCAGCAACAAACCUUUAUACCAGGAUGUGAAAAAAGUUAGGAACAACACAAAAAGUGUUGAGACUUCCAGUUCUGGAAGGUCAGAGAAAACUUUCACGAUCCACCAUAAGUCGGAACUGCACUCCAAUAAAACCAGGUUUAAAUCAAGCUUUAAAUCCAGGAACAAACCUGAUCUGAGUGUCCACACCACAGGUACGCCCGGGAGAGGGUUAAGCUUAGAUUCAAACCGAAAGCUAAAUCUCACCGGUAGUUAUGGAGUGCUUAAGCUCCUGUCAAAAGAAAACUUAGUGAGGAUUGUCAAUUCCCAAAUGCAGAGAGUUCCCGGCCUCAGCUUCCCAAGCAAGGGCACCCGGAGCAGGAAGAGAGAUUUGAUUGACGUUAAUCACGGACAGUUAGAGACUCAGAAGGAGCAAAGACAAGAUAUGGCUGCCACUCAAGCUCACGUUGGAUUUGAUAAUCAGACCGCAUUUCCUUAUGCAAGCACAGUCACCAGCCAAGAUCUUAAACAGGACCAGGGCGUUGAUGCCCGUAUUAAUCCGCCAAGUGAAGCCAAACCAGCUUUGAGCAAAGGGCAGUAUAACUCCGACGGUGGUGAUAACAAGAGCAAACAUCUUGUCCAUUUUCUGUCAACACCCCACAGCGAGGUCAGCCUCAGUCCUGCAAAAGAAGCGACGCUCAGCCAAACAGAACCCCCAUUUACAUCGACAAAACAUCUACCAGUGUAUGCUCUUCCYGAAACAAAUGAUCCUCCUCCAUCUGUGCUGACAAUGCAACCCCUGGGAGCAAGGCUGGGGAACAGAGCAGCAGAUUCCCACAGAGACCCAUUAACAGAGUCAGCUCACACUGCUCAAACAGAACUCAGCACAGCUCAGUAUCUCACAGAUGAAGACUACAAACUUGUCAACAGCAGUCAUGUCCUGAGGCUCCACCCGGCUCCCAAAUGGAGCCACGGCGCAAAAGACACCGAGAUGCAAGCUGUCGAUUCAGAGAAUGGAAAGGGACUUGUGUUUGAAGAGGCAGAGUCUGAGGGGGAAGAGUAUGCGCCUGACCCGACGGAGGGAAGGGGGCCACGCUCUCGUAGCAGGAGGAGCUGGAUCUGGAACCAGUUCUUCGUGAUAGAAGAAUACGCAGGGCCUGAACCUGUGCUCAUUGGACGGCUCCACACUGACAUGGACAGAAAUGAUGGCCGCACUAAGUAUAUCCUGCGAGGUGAGGGGGCGGGCUCUGUCUUUGUGAUAGACGAGAAAACGGGCAACAUUCACGUCACCAAGCCACUGGACCGCGAGGAGAAGGAUGAGUACCGUCUCAUUGCCACGGCCACCGACAGGCAGACCGACCGUCCCCUGGAGCCUUCRUCGCAGUUCAUAAUUCGAGUGCAGGACAUCAAUGACAACCCUCCUGUCUUCGAAGAAGGGCCCUACAGUGCCACUGUGCCUGAGAUGGCAAAUAUAGGCACGUCUAUAAUCCAGGUGACAGCGACAGAUGCUGAUGACCCGACAUAUGGGAACAGCGCCAAGCUUGUGUACACUCUGGUGCAGGGCCAGCAGUACUUCUCUGUCGAUCCCCAGACAGGUAUUUUACGCACAGCCGUGCCCGAUAUGGACAGGGAGACCCAGGAUCAGUACUUAGUGGUGCUUCAGGCCAAAGACAUGGGCGGCCACCUAGGAGGAUUAUCCGGGACCACCACUGUCACCGUCAAGCUCACUGAUGUCAACGACAACCCUCCACGUUUUACCCAGAGUAUGUGGUCUUUCUCCGUUUCUGAGCUGGCCAUCCCGGGUGCUGAGAUCGGACGCAUUUCCGCAAAUGACGCUGACCUCAGUGAGAACGCCAAACUGGAGUACACCAUUCUAGAAGGAGAGUCCGGGGACACAUUCAACAUCACGGGUUUGAACGAAGAGGCUGUCAUCACACUCAACAAGGCGGUCGACUAUGAGAGUCGAAGUUCCUAUUCAUUCUCUGUGGAGGUCCUCAACCCCAUAGUGGACCCCCGCUUCCUGCGUCGAGGCCCCUUUAAAGACAGAGCAUCAAUCCGAGUAGCAGUGCUGGAUGCUGAUGAGCCUCCGAGGUUCUCCCGAUCCCGAUACCUGAUGGAUGUAUCUGAGAACUGCCCACCAGCCUGCACUGUAGGCCGGGUCAGCGCUGUGGACCCGGAUACUGGUCUGACCAAUAAUAUCAGAUUCUCUAUUGAUCCCCAGUCAGAUCCGGAGGCUUUGUUUCGUAUCACCCCGGACACCGGUCUCAUCACUACAGCUAUGGAGCUGGACCGGGAGCGGGAGCACUGGCACAACAUCACAGUCAUUGCCACCCAGAGAGAUAAUCCCGGCCAGGUGUCCAGAGUUCUGGUUGCAAUAGAGACAUUAGACCUCAAUGACAAUGCRCCCGAGCUUGACAGGCAGUACACAACUGCCAUGUGCGACUCAUCCAACUCUGGACAGGUCAGUCAGAGUUUAACUAGCCCCACAGCCAGCCUGGUGCUGCUGUCCCAGCUCCAGCCGCUGUCCCGCUCCUCGUCCUCCACCCUAACGCUGUACGUGCCGCUCGUCCUGAGGGACGGGACGUCAGGCCUCACCAGCACGGGGACAGUCACCGUGUCUGUCUGUCCCUGCCUGAAGGGAGGAGCCCGAGCUGGGGAGAAAGACAAGGAGAAACAGUCGGAGGGGGAGUGGGACUGGGAAAAGGAGGCAGUGUGUCUCCCCCAGCAGUCCAUGCUUCCUUCCCCUGGACUCAGCACUGCCGCCCUGCUGGCUAUCCUGGCUUGUGUUGCUACUCUACUGGCCGUGAGCGCCCUGUCGCUGUCGCUGCGCCGUCAGAAGCGAGACUCCCUGUCGCCGCUGGAGGAGGACGACGUGCGCGAAAACAUCAUCACGUACGACGACGAGGGCGGAGGGGAGGCCGACACGGCUGCCUUUGAUAUCGCCGCGCUCCAGAGUGCUCCGCACAGCUCCCGCUCACGUGGCUAUCGCACCCUCGACAGCAGGAAUAUUCGUUACAGCCAGCAUGCCCAGGACAAAUCUCGCACCUACAGCUGGGCUCAGAACCCAGGAGUGGAUCACAACUAUUCAGGAGCAGGUGGACCCCUUUAUGGCCGUCUUUGCUACAGCAGCCACACAUUACCAGUUCUCCGCCGUACACCUGGUGGAACAUUUGAUCCAGGCUUGGCAGAGCUGGCGUAUCGCAUUCCAGGGGGCCAGCCAGACCACUCCUUGGUCAUCCAGAACCAAGGGGCCAUGGUGGGCCCAAUGGAGUCUGGAGCAGUGUACAUAGCUCCAACAGACCUCAGCACAGGAAGCAGAACGGGGAGUCGCACAGGCAGCCGUGAUGGAACAGCCCCCCACAGUGGAGUUAGCACUUCAGACGGAGGGACUCCGAGGACCAAUGACAGCCAGGAGAGAGGAGGAGGGACGGGACCUGGAAACAGCUGUACAGAUGAAAGUAAUGAGGACAAGGUUAGCCACGGUCAAGACUUGGACUGGGUGCAGUCGGAGACCUUGCCCCGAGAGCACAACCUUGUUCUGACCCGAUCGGGCUCCUUGAUUGGCCAGGGUCACGCCGCUGGAGGCUGGGUAUGCGACUCGGCUACCCUGCCCAUGGCCGGGCGCAGGGCUUCCCGUGCUGGCCUCUCCCCGAAACGCACGAUCUCCGGUGUGGCGGAGCAUGACCCCGGCACAGAGGGAGGAGGAGGAGGAGGAGGAGGAGGAGGAGGGGAUGGGGGAAGUGGAAUGACUUCCAGAGAUGGACAGCAGCAACUUGUCAGUGGACGCAGUUACGCCUCUGUCCUGCAGGGGGAGGUGUCUGGACAAAGGGACUAUUCUGGCAGCCUGGGGAGAGGAGGGCUGGAGAUGGGGAGCAACUUUGUGGUUCCGCGGCCUGACAGAGAGAGCGGAGGGAUAUCACUGACUGGGACUCCGUCUGUCUACCCAGAGGCAGCCGGAUUUAUUGGGGACUGGCGCGAUCAAAUCGGCUUAGGGGGGUAUGUUUUGGGAAGGAGGGACAUGAGCCCUCAGCUUUUACCCUUUCCAGGGCAGCCUCGGGGAACAUAUGGUGGAGUACUGGGCUAUGGGCCCAGCUGGGUUUCUGGGAUGGAGGGAGCAAGAGGGCCACCGGGACCUGGUGGUCCCUCUUUGGCAUUGAGGGUGGGGGAGUUCCUACGACUGCGUCUUGCCCAAGUCACCUUUGACCCCUCCCAGCCACCAUACGACUCCGUGCAGGUGUACGGUCUGGAGGGGACAGGAUCCAGGGCCGGAUCCCUCAGCUCGCUUGAGAGCGAGGGAGAGAAGGAGGAUUGGGGGGCAGGGAUAGAAGAGUGGGGACCUCAGUUUCAGAAAUUAGCCCAGCUCUUCAGAAACAGGGAAAAAGCAAAAGAAGAUCAGGAAAUUGUCGAAGAGAGUGCCAAAAGGGAGAAAGGAAAGAAAGAAGAGCUGGGGAAGAAGGACAAAAAAGAGGAUGGCAAGGUUGGAGAUGAAGGGAAGGACUGAGGAUUGAAAAAAUAAAAACCAAUGGGGGCAAAAGGAGGGAGAGAGGAAAGGAGGGACUAGGAGGAUGAUGAAAAGGCAUCUAGAGCUGGAAUAAUGUGAAGAGAAGUUAAAGGGGAGAAAGAUGAAGAGGCAAAGUAAUAAAAAGAGACAGAGAAAAAUGAGCCUAGGGAGGAUGGAGAAUGCGAGGGCAGGAGAGGGAGUGAUUGAUGUAAUUUAAAGCAAUAAGUGUUGAAACGCUGAUAUGGUUGAGCACAGAUACUGAGACAAUGCAGAGGCUGCUUCGGCUCGGGGCAGCAACAAUUUGUUAAAUGCUUYGGACAAAGAAAAACAACCCAAACAUCCCAGACUCUAUUUAAUUCAGCUCUCACGCACGGAAUGAGAAUUAGCGGGAAACAGGAAGAAAGACGUCACUCGCAGUGCAGGCUGGCCUGAACUUUCCGUCUGCGUAAAUGUGYACGUUGGAGCACAAGUUCAUUACGCAGACUCUCUUGUUUGCGUGAGAGUGAUAAAUCAAACUCAGURAAAGGGUGUCAGGGUAGGAAUCAUGAUACCCGAGGACUGUUUAAAGACAAGAAGAAAGUCCAGCGCUGAACAAGCAACAACAUUAGCUCUCGAGUUGAUGUGCGUGAGCAACAAAAUUUCACAAGGAAGUAUCGGAACAAGGCUAACACACAAGAAGGCAAACCUGAUAUUUGGAUAGAMAGGCAGAUUAGAUGGGAAGAAUGUACAAAAACAGAAAUGGUCUCAUAAGUGAAGCGAUUGUACAGAAAACUGUUCCUUUUUUAUGCCAUCAGCUGUGGUAGGAAAGUGAAAAAUUCAGCUUGCUACUCCAUUCCAAAUGAAAACGAUGAAUCAUUUAAAUCCCGCAAAAGAUUCUCCCUCCUUUCAGCCCACAAGGAAAACAGACAUUGUGCAAAAUUUAAAUGAUUUAGAGAUGUGACCCCCCUCCCCCACCCCUUUCCGCCACUCGUCUCAUGCCCUCAGCUUUUGUACUUCAGUGUUGAUAUGUUUACAGAGAUUCUCACACACACACACACACACACCGACACAAAAGAACUGAAUAAUGUAAGCUUUGAUUGUACUUAAAUGAAGCCAAACCGUCAGUAAGUAUUCCAUCCACUUGUUGGAAGGAUCAAAC